AUGAAAGAACAUUAUGUCAAAAUUGCAUUAAUAGGCAAACAAAUAAAAAAAGAAUUAGAAACUUGUCUAGAAUCUCUGAAAAUUAAUUCAGAUGACAUAGAAAAAGAAUCAUUAGAGGAAUUAAUAAACAAUGUCAAACCGAAAAAUUAUGUCGAAUUUCAUAAAUUAGGCAUUAAUUUUUUAAGAACUCAAGUAUAUAUCAAUAAUUUAAAGGAUCAGAAUAAAAACAUUAGUGAAUUUGAGGCCAAAUUAAAAGAAUUGCAAAAUGAAUUAGAAAUUUUAGAAGUUAGUUCUAAAGAAGCAGAAUCAAUUACGCAA
Messenger RNA from Racocetra fulgida, 318 nucleotides. The record is from the annotation of a GenBank genome assembly. Lineage: Eukaryota; Fungi; Glomeromycota; Glomeromycetes; Diversisporales; Gigasporaceae.